Hordeum vulgare subsp. vulgare (domesticated barley) is the source of this 2597-nucleotide messenger RNA. RefSeq names its product galactoside 2-alpha-L-fucosyltransferase-like. Gene Ontology annotation, molecular function: galactoside 2-alpha-L-fucosyltransferase activity. Gene Ontology annotation, biological process: cell wall biogenesis; xyloglucan biosynthetic process. Gene Ontology annotation, cellular component: Golgi apparatus; membrane. The coding region runs from base 1 to 2316 and encodes 771 amino acids. The record is from RefSeq and is a predicted model, not a curated record. The transcript is spliced from 4 exons. Lineage: Eukaryota; Viridiplantae; Streptophyta; Magnoliopsida; Poales; Poaceae.
AUGGACGGCGGCGAGUCGAUGGUGGGCGUCGAGGUGAAGACAACGCGGGGGUCUGAUGUGUUCUGUGGAAUGAGACGUUUUCGUGAACCAAGAGAUGCCUACGAUGACUUUGUAAAUCUGAAAAAUGAUAUGACGGCUCAGUAUUUUAAAAAUGUUUAUAGAGAUAUAACAUGCACUGCUGUAGGAAGGGGAAAUCCGACACCUCGGCGUGGCACGCCCAGACUUCCAGCGCGCCAGCCCCCCAACACAAACCAACCCGCCCAAAGCCGCCGCAUCUGCAGCCACGCUCGCCUCAUCGACGCCGCGCCCGGUGCCCCGCACAGCAACCCCGGCACGCCCGCGACCGUGCCACAGAAAGCAGGAACGAGACCACCGACACCAACAGCGCCGCACCGACGACGACGACCGACGCCGUCACGUCGUUCGGCCCGGAGCCGCUUUCUCCACCUGAAACUGAAACGCAUCCAAAUGUUCAAAACCCUGCGCCUGCGGCCCCACUCCACCCGUCGGGCCCGCGCCCACCCCUACAUCAACCCCCGGUCGCGCCACGAGACGCCCAUCUUUCGACGCCGCCCGUGCCUUUCUCCGGCGGAACCCCGGGAGGACGCGGCCCGCAUGGACAUCAAGGAGCGGAUCCGCCGCGCGCCGCGGGAGGAGGAGGAGGAGGUGGCGGCGUCGCCGCGCGGGAGGAAGGGCGGGGCGGCGGCGACGCUGCGGUGGUCCCUGCCGGCCGCGGCGCUCGUCAUCUGCGCCGUCCUCCUCCUCCUGCUCGCCGGGGGCUCCGCCGCGCGGAGGGGCCGCCUCCUCGACGCGGGUCCUUCCUCCGGCCGCGAUGGCCCGCGCCCCGUCCGGCCGCCGCGAGACGAUUUUUCUGCUUUUGUGUUUUCAGAAGAUGGCACCUCAGGAUCUCCGGAAGUUGUCAGGGACAAAUUACUUGGAGGCUUGCUAGUUCCUGGUUUUGAUGAACAAUCAUGCCUAAGUAGGUACCAAUCAGUACUGUAUCGUCGAAUAUCGCCCCACUUUCCAUCUACCUACCUCUUGGAAAGACUAAGGGAACAAGAGGCCCUCCAGAAGAAGUGCGGCCCGCAUACUGAAUUAUACAAGAAAUCUAUUGACCAGCUUAAGUCUGGUCAGCAUAUUAAGGUUAUGGACUGCAACUAUCUGGUCUGGACAGCUUACAGUGGUCUAGGGAACAGGAUCUUGACAAUUGCAUCAGCAUUUCUGUAUGCCAUCCUUACAAACAGAGUCUUACUUGUCGACGAAGAUAAAGGCACCGCAGAUCUCUUCUGCGAACCAUUUCCGGAGACUUCAUGGUUGCUACCGUCUGGUUUCCCCAUUAAGCAGUUCAAGAACUUCAGCACUGGCUCUCCCGAGAAUUAUGGAAACAUGCUGAAGAGUAAAGUUGUUCACCCUAGCCCUGCUUUUGUCUACCUUCAUUUGGCUCAUGACUAUAGUGAAUACGAUAAGCUUUUCUUCUGUGAAGAUAAUCAGCAGUAUCUUCGAACAAUCCCAUGGCUGAUCCUGAAAUCAGAUAAUUACUUUGUACCUUCACUUUUCCUGAUCCCGGCAUACCAAGAGGAACUCAUGAAGCUUUUCCCCCAGAGAGAUGCUGUUUUCCAUCACUUGGGACGCUACUUGUUUCACCCUAGCAAUGCCGUCUGGGGCAUGAUUACGAGAUACUAUGAUUCUUAUCUUGCCAGAGCUGAUGAAAAGUUGGGUAUCCAGAUCAGAGUCUUCGACACGGAAACUGGUCCGUUUCAGCAUGUCCUGGAUCAGGUCCUUGCAUGUACGAUAAAGGAACACUUGUUGCCAGAGGUUAAUACUCAAGAGCCAAUGGUCUCACCAACGAAGGCCAAGUCGAAAGUUGUUCUAGUUACUUCUUUAAACUCAGGAUACUAUGAAAAAUUCAGAGACAUGUACUGGGAACAUCCUACGGCAAAUGGUGAGACGAUUAGCUUCCACCAGCCAAGUCACGAGGAACAUCAAAACUCAGACAAGAAAAUGCACAACAGGAAAGCCUGGGCAGAGAUAUAUCUGUUAAGCUUAUCUGAUGCCAUGGUGACUAGUGCAUGGUCAACUUUUGGGUAUGUUGCCCAGGGUCUCAGUGGUUUGAAGCCAUGGCUUCUGUUCAAGCCUGAAAACCGCACUGCCCCUGACCCGCCUUGCCGCCAAGUUCUGUCCAUGGAACCUUGUUUCCAUGCUCCACCUUUCUAUGAUUGCAAAGCUAAGAGAGGAGUUGAUACGGGAAAACUUGUCCCGCAUGUAACACAUUGUGAAGAUAUGAGCUGGGGGCUUAAGCUAGUCAAUCCGAGUUAGUGGUAGAUGUGGUGCGUGUUUUCUAUCCAAUUCAUAUAUGUAUAGUGCAAGCUAAUAUAUGCUUAGUUGUGUGAUAUAGGGUACAACUCUGUUUCUAUAUUACAGGAAAGCCUUUUUUGGCUUGAUUGAUAUAGAUGCAAUUGCAUGAACUGCUGCAUUUGUUCUCAAAGAUAUGCUCUGCAGCUUGCAAGACAUGCUAGUAUAAUUUUCCUUGUCUGUAUUAUUUUCGUGUUCUGCUACUUGCAUUGAAGCAUAUGCAAAAAACCAUGGCAGCAUUUUUC